This is a messenger RNA of Cooperia oncophora, 615 nucleotides long. Lineage: Eukaryota; Metazoa; Nematoda; Chromadorea; Rhabditida; Trichostrongylidae. The record is from the annotation of a GenBank genome assembly.
AUGGUCAAGCUCCGUAUUCCCAAAGAUCUAGGAGAUGUAAAAUAUAUGGGACCGUGCAGUGGGUUCCUAAUUUCCCCACGUCAAGUUCUUACGGCCGCACAUUGUGUGACGAACUUCAACGAAGACCACAGAUAUGAAUGCGAAGGAAAGCUGAAGAAUUACGUGCCAUCAGAAGUCAAGCCAAAAGAUAUCAUCGCAUAUGUCGGCACCCGUUGCAAUCCCCCUGAAAAAUGUAAAACCACACACCAAGUUUCUGAGGUCUUUGUCGACGAAAAAUGGGAGCCGUGCGUGAAAGGGAACAACGAUGAAAUCCCUGCAAUGCAGGUGAAAAUCGCCCAACAUGACGUCGCUAUCCUCGAGCUUAGCAAAGAAGUAAGCAGCAAGGAUGCCAUCCCAAUUUGCUUACCACACAGUAAACUUGCAUUAGCAAAAGAACUUCAAGUUGCGGGAAGUGGAUGGGAAAGUCCGGAGAGGAGAGAUCCCGGAAAUAAAAUUGCUGCAGUCCCACUUGUCAAGGAAGACGAAGACAACCCUGAAGUACUUCUGGGACAAAGCAAUACCACUUCUACAUGUCCGAGUAGAAAGAACGUCCAGCAGAAUCUGUGUCAGAUAUGA